AUGGAUUACAUAAGCCAACUCCCAGACGACAUCCUAUGCCUCAUCAUCUGUCUGCUUUCCGUCGACGAAGCUGUAAGAACCAGCGUGCUCUCCAAGAGAUGGAGCGGACUAUGGCGAUUCAAUUCUCACCUUGAGUUUGACGGCAGACGCAUGAUUAUGCCGUUAACUCAGAGACAAAACCCUGAAGAAGCACAUGAUCCUUAUUCUCCUCUUAGUCUUAACUUGAACAAAGGCAUCACGCGGUAUGGUGAUACGAUCUCUUCCAUUUUGGAUCGUCACUCUGGUGAUUUGAAAAGCUGUCGAUUCAUCCAUUUUCCUUAUAGCAUUUUCUGUGAGGAAGUCGUGACCUGGUUGUCAUGUGUAAUGGGAAAGAAUGCGAAAAACGUAAGCCUAGAGUGUGAGUAUUUUGACAUUGGAACAACCCAGAAUUGUCUCCGACAAUUACCACUUGCUGAGAGAGUUUCAAAACCUAAUUUUCCGACGGGGAUUUUCUCAGGAUUGCGUUCACUACAGCUCGUUCACUACGCACUGCGCAGUUUAGAACCAUUCAAGGGAUGCGAGAAGAAUCUGAAAACCCUGAUUCUGAGAAAUGUGAGCAUCGAUGAUGAAACCCUCGAAGGACUUUUGAAGCUCUUGAAGGGGCUGGAGAGUAUUUGUCUGUUUGAGUGUAUUGGGUUUCGCAAAUUUCAGAUGUAUAAUCCCAUUUUGAAGGUUUUGCAACUGCAUUCUAUGAUCCUUGAUAAAGUAGUUGUUUUUGCAGCGAGGCUUGAAGUUUUACACUUUGAUAGUAUCAUUUCUCCGAAGGCGGGGAUGAGAAUUUUUUCUCGAAGCCUCAGGGUUAUCCGUUGUUACGACCAGUCGAUAUAUGGAUCAAUGAUUUCUUCAAAUGAAGGGAGACCCCUUCUCCGAUCUGGCCGUCUUCUUGGUCAUUACCAACUUUUUUGGGGUACUAAGAGCAACAUUUUGCUGACUCUGACAAAACUUUCAAUUGAUUUGGACCUACAUGAUAUACUAGAAAGUACUUUAGUUAUUUGCUUCUUGCAAGUAUGCCGCCGUCUAGAAACUCUUGAAGUCACUUUACCGGCCGUUCCUGAUGAUGAAGGAUUGAUCGAUAGAUGUGCUUUCUGGCAGUCUCAAGAGGCUUGUGAUUGUGUCAAGAACCAGCUUAAGUUCGUCUACUUGAGAGUGUUCAAAGGAAACACUCAAGAGUUUGAAUUAUUGAGGCACAUCGCAGGAAAUGGCAAGAAACUUGAGAAACUUACCAUUGUAUGCGGCGAAGAAAUCGAAACAGAAAGGAUGGCGUCUCUGACCAGUGUUGCUCCUAAUCUUUCAAUCGUCUGGAAACUCCAAAAACAUGAAGAUGGUCAAGAGAUCGAUGAACUUCAAGAAAGGGCAAUGAUAAGUUAUAAAUAG
Prosopis cineraria is the source of this 1413-nucleotide messenger RNA. Its product is annotated as F-box protein At1g80960-like. The record is from RefSeq and is a predicted model, not a curated record. NCBI's taxonomy places the organism in Eukaryota, Viridiplantae, Streptophyta, Magnoliopsida, Fabales, Fabaceae. Gene Ontology annotation, molecular function: protein binding. The coding region runs from base 1 to 1413 and encodes 470 amino acids. The transcript has 3 exons.